This is a messenger RNA of Arxiozyma heterogenica, 3945 nucleotides long. It is a transcript of the gene RAD50, whose product is annotated as MRX complex DNA-binding subunit. Gene Ontology annotation, molecular function: ATP hydrolysis activity; double-stranded telomeric DNA binding; G-quadruplex DNA binding. The transcript has a single exon. Gene Ontology annotation, cellular component: condensed nuclear chromosome; nucleus; Mre11 complex. The coding region runs from base 1 to 3945 and encodes 1314 amino acids. Lineage: Eukaryota; Fungi; Ascomycota; Saccharomycetes; Saccharomycetales; Saccharomycetaceae. The record is from RefSeq and is a predicted model, not a curated record. Gene Ontology annotation, biological process: telomere maintenance via telomerase; telomere maintenance via recombination; chromosome organization involved in meiotic cell cycle.
AUGAGUGCCAUCCAUAAACUCUCCAUUCAAGGUAUACGAUCAUUUGAUUCAAAUGACAGAGAGACUAUUGAGUUUGGUGCACCACUAACUUUGAUUGUUGGUAUGAAUGGAUCAGGGAAAACAACAAUCAUUGAAUGUUUAAAAUAUGCAACGACUGGUGAUUUACCGCCGAACAGUAAAGGUGGAGUUUUCGUCCAUGAUCCAAAGAUUACUGGUGAAAAAGAUAUACGUGCCCAAGUAAAAUUAGCUUUUACAAGUGCAAAUGGGAUUAAUAUGAUUGUAACCAGAAAUAUUCAACUAUUAGCUAAAAAAACUACAAAUACAUUUAAAACGUUAGAAGGUCAAUUGGUGGCUAUUAAUAAAAGCGGAGAGAGGACCACUUUAAGUACUAAAUCUUUAGAGUUAGAUACACAGGUACCAUUAUAUAUGGGUGUCCCCAAAGCUAUUCUAGAUUAUGUGAUCUUUUGUCACCAAGAAGAUAGUCUGUGGCCAUUAAGCGAGCCUAGUAAUUUGAAAAAGAAAUUUGAUGAGAUAUUCCAAGCUAUGAAAUUUACUAAAGCUAUUGAUAAUUUGAAAACAAUUAGAAAGGACAUGGUUGUAGAUAUUAAAUUAUUAACACAGUCUGUGGAGCAUUUAAAAAUCGAUAAAGAUAGAUCAAGAACUACAAAAAUGAAAAUUCACCAAUUAGAAGCUAAAAUAGAUGAAUAUCAAAGUGAAGUGAAUUCAAUUGAAGAUCAACUGAAUAAAGUUACUAAAGAAUCAGAUAAGCUUUUUAAAACAAAUCAAGAUUUUCAAAAUAUUUUGUCGAAGACAGAAAAUUUGAGAAAUCUCCAUUCUGUUACUCUGAACGAAAUUGAUAGGUUAUCACAUUCUAUUGAUAUAGUAGAUAUACCUUCUGCAGAAUUAAACAGCAUGUUGGAGAAUUUUUCUGAAGUUUUAGAGAAAAAAGAAAUACUGAUUAAUCAAUAUGAAGAUAAAUUAUUUUCAAUUAAGUCAAAGCAAGAAACACUAAAUAGGAGCAGAGAAGUAUUAAUAAGAAAAGAAGCUGAGUUAACUUCUCAAAAAAAUACUUACUUGCAAUUAAUUGAAAAAUUAAAUAGUUCAGUAGACCAAUUUAGCUCAAAGUACAACAUUACCUUUGAUAAAACCAUCUCCCAAACAAACACAAAUAAUAAUCACUUUGCAUUGUGUUUAAAUACAUUAGAACAACAUUUUCAAGACUUAACAAUACAGCUGAAAGAUUUGAAAAAAGCUAACAAUUUAGAACUGGCCAAAUUAGAAGACAAGUUAAAAGCUAAGCAAUAUAGUGAAACAGCGCAAAUCCAGAAUUUACAAUAUUCAAAUCAAGAUUUAUAUAAAUUAAAGCAGCAAGUAAUAUCUUUAUCAAAAGAUAUAGAAAAUACAACAACUUUAGAAGAAGAAUUAAAUCAAGCUAAUCAUGAUCUUAAAGAAUAUAAUAAACAGUUAACAACCUGGGAGAAAGAUGAACCCGUAAGUGUAAUUGCUUCUCAAAUCAGAGAAAAAAAUAAUGAGUUGUUAUCAGUUGAAAGAGAGGUAGAAGGCCUUCAAGAUAAAAUUUUGAAAGCAAACCAACAAACUGAUCUUUUUGCAAAACUAGCUGUUAUUAAAAAAACGUUGGAGGAAAAAAAAUUAAUGUUAUUUAAUUUAACGACAGACUUAGAAAAUGCCUUGUGUUUGAAAGGAUUUAGUUUGAAAUUGUCAGCUGAUAUUGAUAUAGAAUUUAAGAAAGUUUUUAUUAACUUACAAAGAGAUAUUGCUUUAUCUAACAAAGAAUUAACUGUUGCCCAAAAGGAAUAUACGGAAAACUCAUUUUGUUUAAGUACACUAGAAAACGACCUUAAGCAAAACUUAGAAAACAAGGCGACAUUAAUAAACCAUCUAAAGGGAAGUUUACCUGAAAAUUGCAGUAUCGAAGAUUACAGUGAUAUACUUUUGGAAGCGGAGCUUUCUUACAAGACUGCUUUAGAAAAUUUGAAAAUGCAUCAGACUACCUUGGAAUUUAAUAAAAAAGCCUUAGAAAUAGCCUAUCGUGAUAAUUGUUGUUAUCUAUGUUCACGAGAAUUUGAAACCGAUGAAUUUAAAAGUAAAUUACUCUCAGAAUUAAGACGAAAGACGGAUUCUAAGUUUGAAAUGACUUUAAAGGAGACAGUAGAGGAAGAAAAGAAAUUUUUAAAUGAAUUAAGAUAUUUAGAAAAGGAUAUAAUUUCUCUAAACAAUUUAUCCAAAAAAAUAAAAGAAUUUGAAGAACUUAAAUUAAAUACUUCAAAAAGUGUUAUAGAGUCUAGAGAGAAGCUUUCACGUGUGGAAAAGAAAAAUACCAAUCUCAAAGAAUCUCGUGAUUAUGGUGAAAAGAUAUUAAGCAGAAAGAUUGAACGAUAUUUAGAUGUAUCAAAAGAAGUGACUGAACUAACUUUUGAAUGUGGUGAUAUCUCAAAGAAAUUAGAAGGAUAUAGUGAUGAGAAUGGAAAGAUUGAAACUAUAGAUGAACUCCAAGAAAUGCAAAAAUCAAAGAAUGAUUUUAUGCGUGAAUUACGUAAUGAUAUUAAUAAUUUGCAAGAGAUGAGAGAAAGAAAGACAAAAGAACAUAAUAAUAUCUUAAGUAAAAUUAAUGAAAUAAAAAUGCACAUUAAAGAUAUGGAAAAAUCCAUUAUAUCAACAAAGAACCUACAAAUAGAUAUUGAUAAUAAAAAUAAAGAAAUUGAGAGUAUUACAUUAAGAGUAGAGAAACUAUCUACUGAAGUUAAAGAGUUAACAGCAGAAAGAAAGGAUAUAGAGCAGUUGCUUAAUAAGAAAAAAGAAGAAUUUCAAAAUAAUACUGAUCUGAUAUCGGAUAGACUAGAAAGAGUUAAGAAUGAUUAUGAUUCUUUUAAAGUAGAUUAUACUCAUAUACAAAAAUUCCAAGAGCAUGGAUCAAAUCAACUAGACUCUUGUCAUAAGGAAAUUAUGAAAAUUGAGAGGGAAAUUAGAGAAAACCAAGACUCAAUAGAAGAGUUAUUGAAAAUGUUGACAGAACAGAAAGAAAAAUUGAGAGAUUCAAAGAAUGAAAAAAGAACUUUAAAAGACAAUUUAGAGCUAUUAAAUUUAAAAGGUAAACUAAAGGAGAUUGAAAAUCAAAUUGAGAAAUUGGACAUUAAAAAUGCAGAAAUUCAAAGAGAUAUAUAUAAAGAAGAGUCUACUCGACUUCGCUCAUUAUAUGAAAAAUUGAGCGCAGAUAAUGCUGGAAAAUUGGGUGAGAUGAGACAAUUACAAAAUCAGAUUAAUUCUUUAUCAAGUCAACUAACAUCUGAAUAUAAGGAUAUUGAUGAAAGAUAUCACAAGGAAUGGGUUAAAUUACAGGCGAAUAUUUUUGUUACUGAUGAUAUUGAUACAUAUUCUAAAGCAUUAGAUAGUGCUAUCAUGAGAUAUCAUAGUUUAAAAAUGGAAGAUAUCAAUAGAAUUAUAGAUGAACUAUGGAAACGUACAUAUAGUGGUACCGAUAUUGAUACCAUAAAAAUAAGAUCUGACGAAGUUAAAAGUUCAGUAAGGUCAAAAUCAUACAAUUAUCGUGUAGUGAUGUUUAAACAGGAUGCUGAGUUAGAUAUGAGAGGAAGAUGUUCUGCUGGUCAAAAAGUAUUGGCAUCUAUUAUAAUUAGAUUAGCAUUAGCAGAAACAUUUGGUAUCAACUGCGGUGUAAUUGCACUUGACGAACCUACAACCAAUCUUGAUGAAGAAAAUAUUGAAAGUUUGGCUAGGUCAUUAAAUAAUAUUAUUCAAUUUAGAAGACAGCAAAAAAAUUUCCAAUUAAUUGUUAUCACACAUGAUGAGAAAUUUUUAAGUCAUAUGAAUGCAAUUCAAUUCACCGAUCAUUUCUUUAAAGUUAAAAGAGAUGAUAGACAAAAGUCCCAAAUUGAAUGGGUAAAUAUUAAUAGAGUUAAUGAAUAUUAG